Trematosphaeria pertusa is the source of this 297-nucleotide messenger RNA. Its product is annotated as Sm-like ribonucleoprotein. The record is from RefSeq and is a predicted model, not a curated record. The transcript is spliced from 2 exons. Gene Ontology annotation, biological process: mRNA splicing, via spliceosome. Gene Ontology annotation, cellular component: precatalytic spliceosome; U6 snRNP; U4/U6 x U5 tri-snRNP complex. Gene Ontology annotation, molecular function: RNA binding. Bases 1 to 297 code for a protein of 98 amino acids. Lineage: Eukaryota; Fungi; Ascomycota; Dothideomycetes; Pleosporales; Trematosphaeriaceae.
AUGGCGCUCAACGCCUACCUAAACAAAAAAGUAUCCGUCCUCACAAUCGACGGCCGUACCAUGGUCGGGACCCUCCUUUCCUGUGACGGCAGCAUGAAUCUCGUCCUCCAAGACGCCAUCGAACGCAUCAUCCGGCCGCGUGAGGAAGAAGUUCCGAGCGAGGAAGUACCCUUGGGCCUUUACAUCAUAAGAGGGGAUAGCGUGGCGGUGUGCGGAAGGGUAGAUGAGGAGCUGGAUAAGAGUAUCAAUUGGACGGAAGUGCGGGGUGAGGUUCUGGGGACGACGAAGCAUGUGUAG